AGCAACCGGUUCGACCGAGCCGGUCAACCCAGUCCACGCCCCGCGUCGUCCUCCCCUUCUCUUCCUCGCUCUUGCGACCGAAAUCGCCGCCGCCGUCGCCGCCCAACCCCGGCCGCCUCCGGUGGUUUCUGCCGCCGUCGCCUAGCGCGAACGACGCACCUAGCCGCACUUUAUCAUCUCCUCCUCUUAGAUUUUCCGGGCGCCUCCUCGUGCGGCUGUGCCCUACCCCGCAUGGGAGCUAGGGUUUGCGCCCCUCGUCGGAGUUGAACUCCGGCGGCCGUCCUGGUGCUCGGGUGGUCAUGGUCGCCGCCCCCGCCCCCGCCCUAACCGCCGCGGACGCGAGGCAGGCCGCGGCGAGGAAGGAGGAGGAGGACGACGAGGAGGUCGUCUGCUUCAUCUGCUUCGACGGGGGAGACCUCGUCGUCUGCGAUUGGAGGUGCGACGCCGCAGUGCGCGACUUCUUCCACGCCUGGAUGGUCAUUGAGCGCGCCCCUCCUGAUUGCAGUCAGUGCCGCCGCCGUCUCCAAGCUGCAGAGUCCCGUUCCUUUCCGCCCGUGCGUUUCCUCAGCUUGCCACACAUGCUGCCAUCUGAAAAAGCAUUUUAUGCUGCUGUAUCUUCCCUUGGCAUCUACAGCAAAGAUGUUUACGAUGGGAAGGGGCUAUUUAGCGCCGCUCGUGUUUGGUGGAUGUUUCGUGCUUAUGGACAUGACAAAGUCUGGGUUUUGGAUGGAGGUUUGCCCCAGUGGCGUGCUUCUGGGUAUGGCGUGGAAUCAAGUGCCUCCAGCGAUGCUAUCUUAAAAGCUAGUGCUGCUAGUGAAGCAAUCGAGAAGGUUUACCAGGGGCAGUCGUCUGUCAUGGUUUGCUGAAGAAUGUUCUUUUGACAUCAUUGUUUUUCUAUACUGAGCUGAAGCUUGCUGCUUCCAGGACAUGGAUAGAGGAGAUUAUUUUGAAUUAAGUUUGGGCAAAAAAGACCUGGACAGAUCAAAGAAAUACAUCCAGACGUUGCAGGCAUGACCAUAUUCCAUUGCUAUUACUAUAUUUGUAUCAGUACCCCGAUAUUAGUAUGUGGUUCAUUUUCCACAUUUGAUAUUAGUAGCCUGAGAAAUAAUAUAUUGGAAAAACUUAAAUUUAUUGGAAAAACAUUUGCUGUUGGACAGUUAUGAUUUUUAGUGUCUACGCUGAUGGUUUCAUAUUCAGUUGUUGUGAUGAUGAUAAUUGUUAUGAUUUAGUCAUUUACAAUGAUCUGUAGCUGCUGUAGUGGAUUAUUACAUGAUUGUGGACCAUGAUAUGCUCAGUUUUACACAUGUAAAAUAUAGAUUUCCCAGUGGCAUGUGUAUUGAGAUGCCUUACUUGUUCGUCUAUUGAUUACUUGGUUAUUUGUGACUUCUGCUGCUCUAGUGCUUGCUUUAGAUGAUCUGAUUUUCAAUAAGUGCAUGUUAUAACACUAAAAACAUUAUGAUCAUCAAAGUAGUGUACUCUCUUGCCAAGUAUUUCUCAGUACAGGAGUUCAGUUAGUGAUAUUGCUCUGUUAAUUCACAACUACAUGAGGUACCAUAUAACUUGAGAAAUCCUCAACUCUGAUCCUAGCUGCAACUACUUCACAAAGUUGGGACUGAAACCAACUUUCUGUUAAUUCACAAAGUUGUCUAUUUUCUCUUUCUAUUCUGAUCUUUCUGUUAAAGUGUUAUUGUAUUUACUAUGCACAUCGGGGCCAAGAGGCUGUCUACAAGCCUAGAACUCGAGUGUAACUUGCUUCUUGUCAAGCUUAUUUUCUUUCAGAGUUAAAUUGCGUUAAAUAUUUCUUCUGGCCAUUAAUUUUCUUGUCGAGCUGUCGCGUGUGGAGGAGCAGGCGAGCUGCUGCUGCUGGAGAUCAUGUGCUCCUGCUAGAUCUUCAUUGUUAGGUCGAAACUGAAUGUUGGUGUGGUUGAUUUUGAUUUGAAUUGUAAACGGAAUGUCGUGGUUGAUUUGAAAUCUAAAUUGAAAUGUACUGUUUAUAGCUGUUGUACUAUCUGUGUAAAAGCAUGGCUGUAAUGGAUUUGUAUUGGAAAUGGUGCAUGAAAAGUGCCUCUAAUAUAACUAUAGUAGGCACUAUUGAAUUUGUCUUAGAAGGAAUAGAGGCAAUAUUAAUAGUGCC
This is a messenger RNA of Triticum aestivum (bread wheat), 2134 nucleotides long. Its product is annotated as thiosulfate/3-mercaptopyruvate sulfurtransferase 1, mitochondrial. Gene Ontology annotation, cellular component: mitochondrion. Bases 300 to 866 code for a protein of 188 amino acids. The record is from RefSeq and is a predicted model, not a curated record. Gene Ontology annotation, molecular function: thiosulfate-cyanide sulfurtransferase activity. Lineage: Eukaryota; Viridiplantae; Streptophyta; Magnoliopsida; Poales; Poaceae. The transcript is spliced from 4 exons.